Molecule: messenger RNA, 1101 nt
Organism: Budorcas taxicolor (takin)
Lineage: Eukaryota; Metazoa; Chordata; Mammalia; Artiodactyla; Bovidae
Gene: STRA8
Product: stimulated by retinoic acid 8
Exons: 8
Coding region: 1-1101 (366 amino acids)
Biological process (GO): meiotic cell cycle; cellular response to retinoic acid
Molecular function (GO): protein dimerization activity
Source: RefSeq, a predicted model, not a curated record
AUGGAGACUGCAGGAGAAGGCGGCAACGCUGGCGGCAGAAUGAUGCCCCGGCGCCUGCAGGAGCUGGAGCAGCGGGUGGCCCGCAGACGCUUGUCCCAGGCCCGCCACAGAGCCACCCUGGCAGGGCUCUUCGGCAACCUCAGGAAGGCUGUUUACUCCCACUCUGAUCUCACAGCCCCAAAGUGGCAAGUUUUGAAUAAGGCGAAGAAUCGUAUUCAGGAACUGGAACAAACUUUGGAUAAUCUGCUAAAGCUGAAAGGAUCUUACAACCUGGAGGAUGGGAAUGCAAACAGCUUAGAGGAGGCCAAGAAAGAAUAUGCCAGCAUGUACUCCAGAAACCCCAGUCUGGUGUCAAAUAAAGUUCAUCGGAAAGGCUCGGACACUUGGUGCUCCUUCGAGGCAGCCGGGAAGGAUGUGGAGGAGGAAGAAGAAGAGGAGGAGGAGGAGGAGGAAGACCAAGAAGAGGAGGAAGAGGAUGAGGAGGUGGAGGAGGAAGAGGAGAAAAAAGUGGAGCUCUCACACUCCUCCGUCAGUGUGCUGCCAGACCUGUUGGAAUUUGAACGGUACCUCAGCUUUUACAAGCAGAUGAUGGACUUUCUGGUCAGGAACAGGAUCAUCUCCUCCACGGAGGUGACGCUCCCCAUCGCGUCCGCGGCCGUCUCCCAUCUGUGGCAGACCCUCUCGGAGGAGAGGAAGACCAUCCUCUUGCGGGUGUGGGAGAAGGCACAGAGCAGCCUCGUGGGGUCCUGUCCAGAGCCGGCCUGCCCUGAGGGCAGCAUGAAGGACAGCGGGCUUGACAGCCAGGGGGCCAGCUGCUCGCUGGUCUCCACCCCUGAGGAGAUCCUUUUUCAAGAUGCCUUCGAUGUGGCAAAUUCCCUGGACAAAAGUGAAGCUCCAGGCACAUCUAGCCCCAGUUCCGUGCUGGCUGUCUGCAACUCAAAAAAUCCCGAGGAUAAGUUUCAGCUCUACGUGCAGAUUAUCGAUUUUUUCAAAGGCCUUUGGUGUGUUAACACUCAGGUCAAACAGGAACCGGCCCUUCCCGUUGACAAUGAGACGAUAAUGUUGAGGUGCACGGAGACAUUUGAUGAUGAAGAUCUGUGA